GGGGAGGCAGCGGGAAAGCGUCAUAUCACAACACGAGGGGGUGUGCAUGUGAAAUAUAAUUUUUCCUCAUGCGGAAGAGAUGUUGAUGCCACACGACGACAUGUUUGCAGGACGCCAAGUGGCAGCUGGGACCAGCUAGUCGUGACUGUUUUUCUUGCGAACGUCCUGCUCUUCAGGCUGCGAAUUGUGUCACCUUUCCUCCGGGUCAAAGCAGCACCUGCACCGGCAUGCCCGUCCACGACACUGACAGCAUCCUCAGCUACCAGCGGCCAGAUGAGGAGGUGGUGAUAGACCAGGGUGGGACCAGCUCGGUCCUGAACAUCCACUAUGAGAAAGACGAACUUGAAGGCCACAGGACACUCUUUGUUGGGGUCCGAAUGCCGCGGCAGAGCCAUCGGCACCACAAGGCUCAUGGGUCUCGGCACCGUAAGAAAGACAGGAGGGCGGGAAGCAUCUCAACGCAGCAAAGCGCAGGAAGUGAGAAGACGCCCAGUCACGACACGCCAUCCCAGCGAGUCCAGUUCAUUCUGGGUACUGAGGAGGAUGCUGAGCACGUGGCCCACGAGCUGUUCACUGAGCUGGAUGAGAUCUGUGUGAAGGAUGGCAAAGAUGCUGAAUGGAAUGAAACAGCCAGGUGGCUAAAGUUUGAGGAAGAUGUGGAGGAUGGUGGUGAGAGGUGGAGCAAGCCGUACGUGGCCACGCUCUCUCUCCACAGUCUGUUUGAGCUGCGGAGUUGCAUCAUCAACGGCAGCGUUCUGCUCGACAUGCAUGCCGACUGCAUUGAGGAGAUAGCAGAUAUGGUCCUGGACCAUCAGGAGGCCUCCCAUGAACUGGAUGACAGCGUGAGAGUUAAAGUGCGUGAGGCUUUGCUGAAGAGGCACCACCACCAGAACGAGAAGAAGAAGAACCUCAUGCCCAGCGUGCGCUCCAUCACCGAGGGGUCUCGUAAACAGUCAGAGCCACAUCUGAUGGCCGGGUCGGCCACAUCUCCUCAGCCUCCACCUCCUACAGAGCCGGCUAAGAAUGGUGCUGGACAGGACACGCAUCCACUGGAUCUCAGCAAGGUGGACCUUCACUUCAUGAAGAAGAUCCCAGAAGGAGCAGAAGCCUCCAAUGUGCUGGUAGGAGAGCUGGACUUCCUGGAGAGACCCAUCGUGGCUUUUGUCCGCCUCUCCCCCGCUGUCUUGCUCACUGGCCUCACUGAGGUUCCGAUACCCACCAGGUUCCUCUUCAUUCUCUUGGGCCCGGAUGGAAAAGCUCAGCAGUACCAUGAAAUUGGACGCUCCAUGGCAACCAUUAUGACGGAUGAGAUCUUCCAUGGUGUGGCUUACAAGGCCAAGGACAGAGGUGACCUCCUAGCUGGGAUAGAUGAGUUCUUGGACCAGGUGACUGUCCUACCCCCAGGGGAGUGGGACCCUUCCAUCCGUAUCGAGCCACCGAAGAACGUCCCAUCUCAGGAGAAGAGGAAGAUGCCAGGCGUCCCUAACGGCACAGCCUACCAGGUUGAGGAAGAUCCACAUGCUGAGCACCAUGGGCCGGAGUUGCAGAGAACUGGACGAUUGUUUGGUGGUCUGAUACUGGACAUCAAAAGGAAGGCUCCCUUCUAUCUGAGCGACUUCAAAGAUGGCCUAAGCCUGCAGUGUGUGGCCUCUUUCCUCUUCCUGUACUGUGCUUGCAUGUCUCCUGUCAUCACCUUUGGAGGGCUGCUAGGAGAGGCAACAGAGGGACGCAUUAGUGCCAUUGAAUCCUUACUUGGUGCAUCCAUGACUGGAGUCGCUUACUCACUGUUUGCCGGCCAGCCUCUUACCAUUCUAGGGAGCACAGGACCCGUGCUGGUGUUUGAGAAGAUCCUUUUCAAAUUCUGCAAGGACUACGACCUCUCCUACCUGUCGCUUAGGACCUGCAUCGGCCUGUGGACGGCACUCCUGUGUUUGGUGCUGGUAGCCACAGAUGCCAGCUCUCUGGUGUGCUACAUCACUCGCUUCACAGAGGAGGCCUUCGCCGCCCUCAUCUGCAUCAUCUUCAUCUACGAGGCCUUGGAGAAGCUGUUUCACCUGGGAGAGAUCUACCCCUUCAACACGCACAGUGAUCUGGACAAGCUGACGCUGGCAUACUGCCAGUGUGCAGAGCCAGAUCAUCCCAGCAAUAAAACCGUAGAACUGUGGAGCAAGAAAAACAUCACUGCUGCAGACGUACCUUGGGCCAACCUCACUGUUAAGGAGUGUUUGAGCCUCCAGGGACAUUUCGUCGGUACAGCAUGCGGCCACCACGGGCCCUACACCCCAGAUGUUCUCUUUUGGUCUGUCAUCUUGUUCUUCUCCACCUUCUUCUUGUCAGCGUUCCUCAAACAGUUCAAAACGAGUCGGUAUUUCCCCACAAAGGUGCGGUCCAUGAUCAGUGACUUUGCUGUAUUCCUCACCAUUGUGGUCAUGGUGUUGCUCGACUACGUCAUCGGCGUGCCCUCCCAGAAGUUAAAGGUUCCCAGCAAAUUCCAGCCCACCAGAGAGGACCGAGGGUGGUUGAUCAACCCAAUAGGACGUAACCCUUGGUGGACGGUUCUGGCAGCCUCCAUCCCGGCUCUUCUCUGCACCAUCCUCAUCUUCAUGGACCAACAGAUAACUGCUGUUAUCAUCAACCGGAAAGAGCACAAAUUGCUGAAAGGUUGCGGCUACCACUUGGACCUCUUGAUGGUGGGGCUGAUGCUGGCCGUGUGCUCCAUUAUGGGCUUGCCAUGGUUCGUAGCCGCGACUGUCUUGUCCAUCACUCACGUGAACAGUUUGAAGCUGGAAUCAGAGAGCUCCGCUCCAGGAGAGCAGCCUCGCUUUCUGGGCAUCCGAGAGCAGAGACUCACUGGUUUGGUCAUCUUCUUGCUCAUGGGAGGCUCUGUAUUCAUGACGGGAGCACUUCAGUUCAUUCCGAUGCCAGUAUUGUAUGGUGUCUUCCUCUACAUGGGAGCCUCGUCAUUGAAGGGCAUCCAGUUCUUUGACCGUCUGAAGUUGUUCGGUAUGCCGGCCAAGCACCAGCCAGACUUCAUCUACCUGCGUCACGUUCCCUUGAGGAAGGUUCAUCUGUUCACGCUCACACAGCUUACCUGUCUUGUUCUCCUGUGGGUCAUCAAGACCUCACCCGCUGCUAUCGUCUUCCCCAUGAUGGUGCUGGCUUUGGUAUUCAUCCGCAAACUGCUGGACUUCUGUUUCUCUGAUCGGGAGCUCAGUUACCUGGAUGAUCUCAUGCCCGAGUGGAAGAAGAAAAACCUUGAUGAUGCUUCCAAAAAGAUUGAGGAGGAAACCCAGGUUAUGCUCAGUACCAAAAGCGAAGAUGCUGCAACCGUUCACAUUCCCAUGGAGAGCAGUAAGCCAAUGCAGGCCUCAAAGGCACAUGACCCCAGGUGUGAUCCCUCUGAUAUUAAUAUCUCUGAUGAAAUGUCUAAAACCACCGUGUGGAAAUCCCUCAGCUCCAAUCAAAAGGAUUCUCGGCCUGUGUCUGCUAAGAAGGAUUGAAGAGAUGGCCUUUAUUGAUGAGUAAAGAUUCCCACAGUCCGUGCAGCUGGGACACAUAACUAACUGUCCAUCUGGACUCAGGAUGUCCCGAUUUGGCUCUUUGGACCAUCGGACGUCUGAGCUAAUUGGGAAAGUCUCAAUUUCUACAGGCUCCACAUAAGACUUAACAGUACAGUCCGUCAACACACACGCACACACCCACAACACUCACACACAUCCAUACAGCUGUGGGAUUUUUAUUGUGGUCUCACAGCAAGAAGGUUAUGGAAGAUGUUCUUUCACAUUUUAGAGUUUGUGCUGUCUCCCUCCCAUGGAUCAAUAACAUGCAAGUCAGCUGGGGACCCCAGUUAUUACCGUACAAUUUAAUCAUACAAGAAGACAAGUAGCAAUGACGUAGGGGCAGCAAAGCAAUCCUAAUACAGGAUGUCCCGAAAGUCUGGACACAUGAUGAAAUAUCAAGAAAUGACAUGUUCAACUACAUUUUAUUCAUUUGGAAUGUUAACAAAUAACAUUUUUAAUAUGCAAAGGUUGAUGCACUUUGCAAGAAUCACAUGAACUUGAAAUAACUUCAGAUUUCCUUUUUGUGCCCACACUUUAGGGAUACCCGGUAAUACCCCUCUUGCAAAUGCUCCAAUAUUGUCAUUAUUCAUGUUACAAAUUUGUUGUUUUUUUUCAAAAACAGAAUUUAAUACGAAUCCACAAUAAAUUCCAGCGGGUUCUUCCUUAGCUGCCAGCCCCUUGAGGUUUUUAUGUGGAAUUUGGUUGCCUGAUCCUUCUAACUUAACAAAAAAAAACCUUCUCAGUCAGGGGUGUCCAAAAUGUGGCUCGGAGGGCCAUUUUCUUUAUUUAUUGCCUCUCAACCCAUUGUGAAAACAAAAUGAAUUCAUUAUUAAUGUUUGCUUUGUUUGCUAUAACAUAUACAUAUAUUGACCUUCACUGGGUUGGUUUUAACAUCUUCAAUGUUCAAUGCAUCCCCCUUCCUUUAGCUUUCCUUAGCUUUCUGGAAAUGGGACCCCCAGAACAAUUUAGUUGAAUAGCCCUGGUUUAGAGUAUCAAAAAUAGGCAUUCAUAGGACUUCUUAUGGCUGCAUCCAUGUUUCACGCUAUUUCACUAUUCGUUGGGGUCUUAUAUCGUGGACCCCGCGAACAGCUGGGAUCUUAGAUUCUGAACAAUCCCCAUGUUGAAGACUUGAUUGCAGAGACCUUGUUCACACUUGUAUAAAAAUCCCCCAAACAGCAGAUUCCCAGUUACAUGGUUGGCUCAAAACAUACCUAACCCUGCAAUGGUUGCUGUUUUAACACAAUGGCAAGUACACUACAAACAUGGCUGACAUGCAGAACUGGCAAAUACUGUGUUUGGGCGUACAACAGACAAGGUCCUACUAAAUUACAGACCGAAUUCUUCUAAGCUUUGAUGGCUCACAUGGCUGGGCCGUAUGACAGACUAAAAUCAAACUUUCAUUUCUUAGUGUCUGUCGCUCAUCGUUUCUCAUGUUCGUUGUGCACAGUUCUCUCGUGUGUGAUGAUGUAGUCAGCCAGUCGGUUCACACAUUGCAGACCCAACCCUGACCCUCCUAACCUUAACCCUAACAUCGUAACACUAAUCCUCCUAUCCCUAACCUCCUAACCCCCCGACACUAGCUUUCCUAUCCCUAAACCCCCAACUUAACCCUCACCCCCUAACCUUAAACCCCCUAACUAACCAUUGUACCCCUAACCUCCUAAACCCCCUCACACUAACCCUCCUAUCCUAACCUACAACCCUAUCCCUAACCUCCUAAAACCCCGACACUAGCUUUCCUAUCCCUAAACCCCCAACUUAACCCUCACCCCCUAACCUUAAACCCCCUAACUAACCAUUGUACCCCUAACCUCCUAAACCCCCUCACACUAACCCUCCUAUCCUAACCUACAACCCUAUCCCUAACCUCCUAAAGCCCCUAACACUAACCCUCCUAUGCCUGACAUCUUAACCCUAUGACCCUUAACACUUAAGGCCCUUGCCCUAAUCUUAACCAUCCCUCUUAGCCCUAGCCCUAACCUUCUAACCCUAACCUAAUUUUUUAGUGUAAAUUGUGCUUUUUGUGUGAUGAUGUAAAUAUUAGAGGAUCGACACGAGUGGAAACAGCCAAAAGUACUCUAACAUAGUAGUGUCUUAUUUCUUUACCUCAGACUAGUUUGUUUAAACUCCUGCAAGGCACUUUGUGGGGUGGAUUUUGGACGUUUCAGAAGGCAGUAAUAAAGAUUUGCUCUAUU
Messenger RNA from Dunckerocampus dactyliophorus (ringed pipefish), 5755 nucleotides. It is a transcript of the gene slc4a8, whose product is annotated as solute carrier family 4 member 8. Gene Ontology annotation, molecular function: sodium:bicarbonate symporter activity; solute:inorganic anion antiporter activity; monoatomic anion transmembrane transporter activity. Bases 228 to 3500 code for a protein of 1090 amino acids. Lineage: Eukaryota; Metazoa; Chordata; Actinopteri; Syngnathiformes; Syngnathidae. The transcript has 25 exons. The record is from RefSeq and is a predicted model, not a curated record. Gene Ontology annotation, biological process: transmembrane transport; regulation of intracellular pH; bicarbonate transport. Gene Ontology annotation, cellular component: plasma membrane.